Penaeus monodon (black tiger shrimp) is the source of this 660-nucleotide messenger RNA. RefSeq lists its product as uncharacterized. The coding region runs from base 88 to 660 and encodes 190 amino acids. The transcript has 3 exons. The record is from RefSeq and is a predicted model, not a curated record. NCBI's taxonomy places the organism in Eukaryota, Metazoa, Arthropoda, Malacostraca, Decapoda, Penaeidae.
GAAUAUAUAUGUGUGUUUGUAUUAUAACUAUUAUACUCUUUUAGAGGAGUGUUUUAUUGAUAUGACCAUAUUUGUACAGACGUAAUCAUGUUGAGGAUCGUGAGUCUGGCAGUGACUUUGGCCGUGUGUGUGGCACGACCCAACCAAUGGGACGACCAGUUAGGGCUCUUCCCUGCUGACGGCGGGGACUCUCAGCCCAUCCUGCCUCGCGCCGUCGCCAACCCUACCACGCCCAACCAGAUACUCGACGCAGUGCUCGAAGGAGCUAUCGAAUACAUGGAAUCACUAGGAUGGUGUGAUUCCAAAAACGUGCAGAACGGAGAGUCAAACCUGCCCUUCCAAGUUAACUCUGACGGAAGCAGCUCCGAGAACUUCAGCAUCACUAAGGCCAACGUGACUGGACUCUGCUCCCUGCGCCGUUCCAAGUCCGCUUCCUUCAACGCUGAUCAGAGUGUGCUCACCGGUUCAGUUGUGGUGGAAAACGCUCGUGCUAACGCCGACUACACGGUAACUUUUGCCGGUGUUGGAGAAGCUCCAGCACAGACUGUUUCUGGUCAAGUUGUAGAGCGUGUGGACAAACUGUUCGCCGACAUCCAGAUCAACUUGUUAAACCUUGUGCCCCAGACAUCGCCAGCUACACCGCAAUCGGUCAUCUGCUGA